Messenger RNA from Tarenaya hassleriana, 1509 nucleotides. RefSeq lists its product as uncharacterized. The record is from RefSeq and is a predicted model, not a curated record. The coding region runs from base 1 to 1509 and encodes 502 amino acids. The transcript has 2 exons. NCBI's taxonomy places the organism in Eukaryota, Viridiplantae, Streptophyta, Magnoliopsida, Brassicales, Cleomaceae.
AUGACCAGGAGUGCUGGGACAUCAGACCUAGUACCUCCUGAUCGUGAGCUCGAAAGGACCGUUAGAUACAUCCGGCGUCAACGAAGACAAAUGGAGAACGACCGAGAUUUCGCUCUUCACGAUGGUGUCGAGGGCAAUGCUAACUCAACCUUUGCACAGUACAACACGGCUAAGCACACUGAGCUUUUGGCUGGUAUUCGACUACCGGCCAUCGACAUGUCUAGUUUCGAGCUGAACCCGUCUACUAUUCAGAUGUUGGGCAAUAAUUCUUUCCGGGGUAGGCCGAACGAAGACCCGAACGCACAUCUAACUCGCUUUAAGAUGAUGUGUCGUUCUAUCAAGAGAGAUAACAGAGUGACAGAGAAUACACUUCGAUUGAUUGCUUUCCCCUGGACUCUCUUGGAUGCUGCUUUGGAAUGGUGUUACGAUCUGACACCCGAUUCCAUCCACACCUGGGAACAGCUGGAAGUGCACUUGGAAGAGGUACAAAGGAUAUUAGAAUCUUGCCCUCAUCACGGGCUUGACAAGAACUACUUUAUCAACACCUUCUUCCGAGGACUCAGAAUAGAUACCAAGACUUUGAUCCGAGCUUCGUGUGGUGGGAGCAUCCAGAACAAGUCAUUCGCUGAACUAGAAGAUCAUAUUGAGAUGAUGACCCAAGAAGAAGACGCCCCGAGCGAGUACUCUAGAGAUCCGCCAAGGGAAUGCAAUGAUCAGACCAUACAGAUGGUUCUUGAACAAUUGGCUGUCCUCAAUGCUAAGCUCGAAGAUUCCAACCGACCCUCUAGGACCAAGCAUUUGAUGCCAACACAAGAGGAGCUUGGUAUGUGCGCAUUGGAUGAGAGAGUCGAAGGUGUGAACUACGUGGCCAAUAACUCCUACCCGAACACGUACAUUCCAGGGUGGAAGAAUCAUCCCAAUCUCUCCUACAAGUCAAACAAUGUGGAGAAUCCCAUGCCGAACAACUUCAAAGCAUCCGACAACUCGAACCAGAGGAUUCCUCUCAGUUUUGCUUUUCAAUCCAGGGGUCCUAAUCAAACGUCCAACUACAGAGCUCCGGGGCAAUCCUAUAUUAAUUCCACACCUCCAGGUAAUCCUGAAUCCAACCCUGAUAUGCACACUUUGCUUAUACAGUUUAUACAGAAUCAGAAAAAGACAAAUCAGGAAUUUCGAGCUCAGUUCGCAAGCAUCGAUGCUCACUUCAAGAUCAUAGACAACCAUAUCGCUCAGCUAGCAUCAGCCUCUCAAAGACCAUCCGGAUCUCUUCCAGGUAAACCUGAGACUAACCCCCGUGAGCAUGUCAAUGCGAUUACUUUGAGAAGUGGUAAGCAGGUAGACGUUGAAGACCGACCGAUGGUUGAGCGAGGAAAAAGCUCGAAGACUGUAGUUGUAGACAUCACCGAUGAUGAACCUGAACUGGCUUACGUGCCUCCUCCUCCUAGGCCACCACCAGUACCAUUUCCAUCUCACUUGAGGAAGCAUAACGAAGACAACCAAUUUGUCGAAUGA